CAGACCAGGGGCAGAAUAGGACUGCUGAUCUAGGAUCAGGUCCCCCAUGUCCAUGUUAUCCGAUUCAUUGUGAUCUAAAAGGCAGAACGAAUCCCAGAUCAGCACUCCUACGCUUGAUACAUGGCCCUAGAGCAGAGCUGGUUGACAGAAUAACAGAACGUAACACAAACACACUUUUGUCUCUGGCAGAAGGAGGCAAUGAUUUCGCAGUCAGCAAGUAGCCAUGUGAAGAGUCACAAUACCCCCUGUUUCAACGAGCGAGUGCAAUGUCAAGAGUUGACCCAUAUUGGAGUGAAGAUACAGAACACUGAUGUAUUCCUUUCUCAGGGGAUAAUGAUGAUGAAUACACUUAUAAAUCCAGACAUACAGAAACCUGUCUAUUAUAUUAAUUCAAUGUGGCUGAUUUCUUCUUCACACUGACUGUGUGAUUUGAAUGACAACCAAUGCCCUUUACCCUCUGAUGAUUGUAUCAAUGAUUAAUCAAUCCAGCCAAUCAGUUCCAAUGUUUCUUUCCACUAUAAAACUAUGAACAUUCCCCACAUGCAGGUAGUCUUUUCUUCUUCUUGUAAAAACAGACAUAUUUGUCUUCUUCUUGUGAUUGAUUAGUCAACCUGAUUCAUCUUCGGUGCACGUGCCCUACUUUGGAACCGCCACUAGAGGCGACAAAAUUAACGUUCGUUUGCCUCGCUAACUUUAGAAGCAAGUUAUUGGAUUGUGAAAGUAACGUGAAAGACAGAAUGGCAGAGAAUUGUGAGAGAAUGGCAGAAUGGCAUAGAAAUAGUUCCCAAAUAAAUACGUUGGACAAUGAGAAACUUGUAAGACCAAAAGAGAAACUGCAUAUCUUAUUACAACAGGCAGGUGCAGACAAAGACAUUUUCACCUUGAAAGAGGUGAUAUUCUACCUGGGACAGUACAUCAUGAAGAAACAGCUUUAUGACAUGAAGCAGCAACACAUAGUGCACUGUGCUGAUGACCCACUGGGGGCUGUACUGGGAGUGGACAGCUUCUCUGUUAAAGAACCACGAGUCCUCUUCGCUAUGAUCACACAAAAUCUCCUCGCGGUGAAAAAUCAAGAAUCCCAAUCUGUCUUCACGGAACCCAGGAGCCAGAGUGAACCGGAUAGAGGGCCUAAGGACACAGACUCAGACUGUCAUUCAUCAUCUACCUCAGAACGCAGGAGAAGGAGGAGGAGUAGUGACCCUGAGGGGACAUCAUCGACACAAGAGGAGGACGGGUGUGAGCCCAGGAAGAGACAUAGGUCAGACAGCUUUUCUCUGACCUUUGAUGACAGCAUGUUCUGGUGUGUGAUUGGAGGCCUGAAACGAGACCGGAGGAGCAGCGAGUCUUCAAACUCCCACAGUAACACUGAAGUAGGUUCGUUGGUCAGUGACGUGUGUGACGAUGGUCUGAGCCAGGAUCUGGACUCUGAGUCUGAUAACUUCAGCGUGGAGUUUGAGGUGGAGUCCAUCGACUCGGAUGCCUACAGCGAUCCCGAAGAGGCUUCAGUGUCUGGAGAGGACGAGGUGUAUGAAGUCACCAUCUUUGAGGCAGAGGAGGAGGACUCGUUCGAUGACGACACUGAAAUCACGGAAGCGGACUACUGGAAGUGCUCAAAGUGUGAGGAGUUGAACCCUCCCCUCCCCCGUAACUGCAACCGCUGCUGGACGCGUAGAAUGGAUUGGUUUCCCGAGGCCGACAGCAACUCUGCUACCACCACCACCAUAGCCCCUAACCUCAAACCCUUUCCCCCCAAGCCUUCCCCAGCCCCGACAGAGCCCGACGAGACCGAAGGACUGGAUGUCCCAGACGGGAAGAGAGCCAGGUCGCCCCUUCCCCUCCUCAAAGACUCCCAGGAUUUGGUCUCUGGGCCCGAUUCCCAAGACUCGGCCUGCUCCUCCCAGCCCUCCACCUCUUCUUCGAACUCCAAUGGUGUAGGCUCAUGCUCGUCCUCUAGCGCCCCCUUCAGCCAAGAAGUGAUGGCACCAGACUUGGAGCGUUUCAACAGCCUGGAGGCUCACCUCCCCGCCAGCUGCCUGGAGCCCUGCGUCAUCUGUCAGACCAGGCCCAAGAACGGCUGCAUCGUACACGGACGCACCGGACACCUCAUGGCCUGUUACACCUGCGCCAGGAAACUGAAGAAGAGGAACAAGCUGUGUCCUGUCUGCAGGGAGCCUAUCCAGUCUGUCGUCUUAAUUUAUCUCAGCUGAGGACGGCUAUCGGCUAAGACUGUACAUUCCAAAUAGCAGUCUAUUCCCUAUGUAGUGCACUACUUUCAACCAUGGCCACAUAGGACUCUGGUCUAAAGUAGUGCACUACAUAGGGAAUAGGAUGUAACCCAAAGCUACACAGCUCCCUGAUCCUCAAAACAACUUAAAUCCUGAAUGAAUAAGUAAUAUGUUUUAA
This is a messenger RNA of Salvelinus fontinalis (brook trout), 2403 nucleotides long. RefSeq names its product E3 ubiquitin-protein ligase Mdm2-like. Gene Ontology annotation, molecular function: identical protein binding; ubiquitin protein ligase activity. Gene Ontology annotation, cellular component: nucleus. The record is from RefSeq and is a predicted model, not a curated record. Gene Ontology annotation, biological process: regulation of cell cycle; negative regulation of apoptotic process. The transcript is spliced from 11 exons. The coding region runs from base 738 to 2207 and encodes 489 amino acids. NCBI's taxonomy places the organism in Eukaryota, Metazoa, Chordata, Actinopteri, Salmoniformes, Salmonidae.